AUGAUGACGACGCAGACCAGGCUCCACGCCAAACCGGAGGCCAGCCCGGGCGUUCAGCCCCAACCACGCCUCUUCACCAUCGACGAGUACUUUGCGAUGGCCGAGGCCGGCAUACUGGGCCUGGAAGAGCGCGUCGAACUGAUCGACGGAUUGGUUAUCGUUAUGGCCCCCAUCGGAAAUCCGCACCAGGCCAGCGUAGACAAGUCCACCCGCAACUUGGUCAUCUCCGUGGGAACCCGUGGCAUCGUGCGAACGCAGGGGUCAAUUGCGCUGAACGAUCGCUCGAUGCCGCAGCCGGACCUCGUUCUGCUGCGGGAGCGGGCCGACUUUUACACCUCGCAGCGGGUGGGGCCGGAUGACGUGCUGUUGUUGAUCGAGGUGUCGGAUACCACUGCGGACUACGACCGUAACGUAAAGCUGCCUCGAUAUGCCGAAGCCGGCAUACCGGAGGUGUGGAUUGCGGUCAUUCCUGAAGGCAUCGUGGAAGCCCACACCGAGCCGGCCGAAGGCAGAUACAGGGUUCGACGAACCUUUGGUCCCGGCGAUACGAUUAGCCCCGGCUGCUUUCCCGACAUCACACUUCCUGUCAGCGAAAUCCUUCCUAGUUAG
Messenger RNA from Geodia barretti, 609 nucleotides. NCBI's taxonomy places the organism in Eukaryota, Metazoa, Porifera, Demospongiae, Tetractinellida, Geodiidae. The record is from the annotation of a GenBank genome assembly.